UAGAUCGUUCAGUUUGAUUUGGUAAGCCUGUCCAUCCAUCCGUCCGGCCUCUGCUGGACUUGGUUAUUAGUCAGAGUCUUCGCUUCGGAGUCCUCGGUCUUCUUCCUUUUUCUUUCUCUCUCGGAGCAAUAAAACUUCAUCAACGGAACACCACAGAGAUCUCCCUCCCUCAUCUUUCCUCCUCCGAUACAAAAUUGACCCGAUCCACGGACCAAUACUAAUCGUUAUUCCGAUUACUUUCCUGACUUCAUGAUCGCAGUCUAGGGUUUUGUUCUGCCAUUUUUUAGUACUGCAUUUCUCCUUACGUGAGAUGGCCAGGACCAGAUCGGCGUCGAACCGAUGGAGAUAUAUAAAUCCUGCCUAUUAUUUGAAGCGACCGAAACGUCUCGCACUGCUAUUCAUCCUCUUCGUCAGCGCCUCGCUCUUCUUUUGGGAUCGACAUACUCUUGUCGCAGACCACGAGGAGGAGCUUUCUAAGUUGAAUGAAGAAUUAAUCCGGUUGAAAAAUAUGCUAGAAGAGCUAAACAUUAACAAAGGAGUUUCUGGUGGAAAGAUGGGCAAAAAAGAUGUUAUAGAUGACCCUAUCAAUAUUCAGCGAAGAGAGAAAGUAAAAGACGCUAUGAUCCAUGCAUGGAGUUCGUAUGAAAAAUAUGCAUGGGGCAAUGAUGAGCUUCAGCCACAGACGAAGAAUGGUGUUGAUAGCUUUGGCGGUCUUGGAGCAACUCUGAUAGACUCACUGGAUACAUUAUAUAUAAUGGGUCUCGAUGAGCAGUUCCAGAGAGCUAGAGAGUGGGUGGCGAGCUCAUUGGAUUUCAACAAGAACUAUGAUGCCAGUGUCUUUGAGACAACCAUAAGAGUUGUGGGCGGACUUCUUAGUGCAUAUGAUCUCUCAGGGGACAAAGUUUUCCUUGAAAAAGCUAAAGAUAUUGCUGAUAGACUGCUCCCUGCAUGGGAUACACCUUCUGGCAUUCCCAGAAACAUCAUUAACCUGGCACACGGAAAUGCACAUAAUCCUUCAUGGACUGGGGGCGAGUCUAUCUUGGCAGAUUCUGCCACCGAGCAGCUGGAAUUUAUUGCUCUUUCUCAAAGGACAGGAGACCCCAAGUAUCAGCAAAAGGUGGAGAAUGUUAUCUUACAGUUAAAUAAAACCUUUCCUGCUGAUGGCUUGCUUGGCAUCUAUCUUGAUCCCAAUAGAGGGACAACAUCAUACUCAACAAUAACUUUUGGGGCCAUGGGGGACAGUUUUUACGAAUAUUUGCUCAAAGCAUGGAUACAAGGAAAUAAAACUGCUGCUGUGAAGCAUUAUAGAGAAAUGUGGGAGACAUCAAUGAAAGGUCUGCAAAGCUUGGUUCGGAGAAGUACACCGUCAUCUUUUACAUACCUCUGUGAGAAGACGGGGGAUGCAAUUAAAGACAAGAUGGAUGAGUUAGCAUGCUUUGCUCCAGGGAUGAUUGCCUUGGGGGCAUCCGGAUCUGGUCCUGAUGAUUCUCAGAAAUUUCUCUCACUUGCAGAAGAGCUUGCUUGGACGUGCUAUAAUUUCUAUCAGUCAACGCCAACAAAAUUGGCUGGAGAGAACUAUUUCUUUCAUCCUGGGCAGGACAUGAGCGUGGGUACAUCAUGGAAUAUAUUGCGACCAGAGACAGUGGAAUCGCUCUUUUACCUCUGGCGAUUGACUGGCAACAAGACAUAUCAAGAGUGGGGCUGGAACAUAUUUGAAGCAUUUGAAAAAAACUCUCGUGUUGAGGCGGGAUAUGUUGGAUUGAAGGAUGUUAAUUCUGGUGUCAAAGACAAUAUGAUGCAAAGCUUCUUUCUAGCUGAGACACUCAAGUACCUCUAUCUUCUUUAUUCACCCUCUUCAGUCAUCUCCCUGGAUGAGUGGGUUUUCAACACGGAAGCUCAUCCUCUGAAAAUUGUCACAAGGCAUGACCAAGUACAGAAUUAUGGAGGCUUAGAUAAGCAGAAUAAACCAGUUGAUAGGUCACGUGGAAGAAAAGAGGGCCGAUUUGUUGAUUAUUAAGAUUUUUAUUGGCAAUUCUCUGAUCAUUAAUUACCACUGUUGCUUGAAGAUUCGGCCUUUUUUACUUGGAGAGAUGAAGGUCUUGCAUUUGAGUGUAUCGGAAAGCAUCCACUUUCCAGUGCUUGAAAUCGGUGCAACAAUCACAAGGUUGGCUGUUUUGCUGAAUAUAUUAUGCAGCUCAACUGAUUCAACUUGCGCUAGACAGUGUUGUUUUGUAUUUUAUGGUAACUUAUAUUGUUGGCCCACAUUUUGAAAGUGAUGGCUAUGUAUGUAGCAUAGAGUAUGAGAACUUUACAUAUUGUUAUCUAUUGGGGAAUUCCACAUAGUAUGUACCCUAACGAAAGAAAGGUCAACACUAAAGCCUAUGGCAGUGCUUAAUCUUACAGAAUUGAUCAUCUGUAUUCAAGUUUUUA
This is a messenger RNA of Rhododendron vialii, 2430 nucleotides long. RefSeq names its product mannosyl-oligosaccharide 1,2-alpha-mannosidase MNS1. The transcript has 14 exons. Gene Ontology annotation, molecular function: calcium ion binding; mannosyl-oligosaccharide 1,2-alpha-mannosidase activity. The record is from RefSeq and is a predicted model, not a curated record. The coding region runs from base 311 to 2017 and encodes 568 amino acids. NCBI's taxonomy places the organism in Eukaryota, Viridiplantae, Streptophyta, Magnoliopsida, Ericales, Ericaceae. Gene Ontology annotation, cellular component: Golgi membrane; endoplasmic reticulum. Gene Ontology annotation, biological process: carbohydrate metabolic process; N-glycan processing.